This is a messenger RNA of Megachile rotundata (alfalfa leafcutting bee), 5417 nucleotides long. RefSeq names its product oxidative stress-induced growth inhibitor 1. NCBI's taxonomy places the organism in Eukaryota, Metazoa, Arthropoda, Insecta, Hymenoptera, Megachilidae. The record is from RefSeq and is a predicted model, not a curated record.
UUUCUGUUUUUUUUUCGUAAGAGCUUGGAGAUGACAUUUUCGAUGCAUUCAUAAUAUUAUUUCAUUUUUCGAAUCAUUUUUGACUACGGGUAGACAACAUGCGUACACAUACGCAGAGUACUUAUAUGCCUCGUUCGUACACACGCAACUCACGCAUGCUAUUUUUAUCGUUUAGUAUCGUGCUUCCAAAAUUACGACUGACCCGAAUUACUAAUAUCCGACAUUCUUAUUAAAAGUUACGACAAAGGUUAUCACACACACACUCUUGAACGUAAUGUUCUAUAAUCGAAAUUGAAAUUCGCGCUUUUACAGACGACAGAAUUCGAAAACGGCCCGCGAACUUUUUGAACCGUCUCUCUCCGUUAUCUUUUAUUUCCGCGCGUAGAGGUUAAGCGAUACACGGCAGAGGUGCGUAGGUUAAGUUUAUGUCAAAGAUAGCAUCGUGCACGAUAAAAUAUAUUUAGUGGUAUUUGACUGUCUUGUUUUCGUUAUUAUUGCUUCGAAAUGUCUUUUCAACAAGCCACGACAGAUAACGGAGCCGUACUUUCAGGCGUUUAUUACUUUGCUGGGGAAUCAGUGUCACGAUCUUUUUUAUAUUGCUACACAUGAAAUUAUGACGUGAUUCAGCAUAUUUUUUGUGGUUUCGCAUCGAAAACUAACCCUUUUAUCGACAAGGGUUAAAUGACGGUCAAUCGAUGGAAAAUUACCCACUCCGUACGAGCAUAAAAUAUGUAUGCGCGUAUUCUACUUCGUACAAAGAUCGAUAUAUGAACAACGGUAUAUUUAUUCUUUUCAAUAAUAAAUCGAGAAAAUCGGUAAGGUCACUUCUUGUUUCGAUAAUUUAUUAAACCGUCAGGCACAAAGUUUCUAGUUUAUACAAUAUUCGUUUAUUGAACCGCUUUUUCGAUGUAAACGUGUUGAAAUUCUUGACGGAUAAACGUUUGGAAAUGAAUCAUCGUUGUAAACCGUGGUUAACAAUAAGCGAGAAGCAAAAACACACUGGCUAAAAGUUCUGGCUCCGACGCGUUCGUACUUGUCGAGGAACCGAAUGGUGAAAGGUAUAACCGGUUUUUUAGCAGAUGGCGGAUUACAUAAAGAAAAAAAAAGGAAAAAAUAUACAAAGAGUAGCGUGUGAUUUAUUAUGCGACCUUCGACCGGUUUCAUUUCUGCUAAACGUAAAACGCCAUCAUUAAUUUUUUAGGUCGCUCGAUUAUCGUAAUAGUAACGCGAUAUACGGAAAAGCAAGCGAAAUACGUACCCAGAUAAUUCAUCGAUUUUCUCGCGUCUCCAACCUAGAUCAACGUAGCAUUAUCAGUCGCAUAUAUAUUUGUAAUCGAUUUGUAGAAUCGAUUAAGUUCGUGUGGAAUAUUACGAUGAUUAAUAGAAAUCAUAAUCUCCGAUAGAGAGGAACCAUGAGAAAAAUAGAGAUAGAGAGACAAGAACGAAGGAAUUAAGAGGAGUGGGAGAAGGAAGAAGAGAAGGAAAAAGAAGCAACCUUUUAGUAGAAAUACGUUCCUGUAUAAAAAGAAGCAAGAUCCUUUCGAUGACAAACCCGGUCGUUCAUGAAUACAAGCGCACGAGCGCAGUGCAAGCGCACGAGUGCAGGAACGUAGGAGUGUUGAGUACGCGCGCGCAUACAUGCGAUUCAGUACGACGUCGACCGUUCUCGUGGUAGCAGCUGACGCGAUUCCGACUUCGCGUGGAAACGCGACAACUAUAAUCGAAACGCCAGGACUUGGCAAUUUGGCUCGCGAUCAUCCGAUACGCGAUUUUGCUUCUUUCUAACAAUCAGGUAGCAUGUUGCAGAAUUCGUGCAAUGUUAACAAUCGCCAAUGAUAAAGAAAGUACAACCGUGCAGAGCGCUCGCGUUUAUCGGGACCCCAAACGAUACGAUAAGACUCUCGUAACACUAUCAUCCUUUGUUGACAUAUGACAGUUUUAUAAACUUUUUUCAAAUGAAUCGUUGUGUAGCGAUGAUCUCAGGCUGUGCGGUAGAUCGUCGAACCGACAUAAUCGAUUGUCAAUGCAAACAGACAGCUGAGUGUACACACGUAAUACUUGAGUGGGUUCAGUAGAAUUGUUAAAUAUCAGAAUCGUGACUCGACGCGUUGUAUGCGACGAUGACAAUGAGUUGCAUGAUUGUAGAAAAAACGACUCGCGUAAUGACUCGUAUCGCGUUACGACGCUUCAGGCGUAUCACACGCCUCCGUUUGCGACCUCCAAACGGCAGCGAUCCCAUCGGUAAAACGCUUGAAUUUAUCAGGAAAAUGUUCGCGUACCGAUCACGAUACGAUUCGUUUAUUUACAAUUCCAAUGAAUCACAAUACGUUCUCCCUGUGAAUGCAAAGGGGGGAGAGAGAAAGGAGAGAGGGAGCAGAUCGUAACUCGCAGAAUCGAAGGCAUGCUUGGCAGAAUCGCUAGUGUGCGCGAAGGGAUGUGACGCUAUCGUCCCGCAACUCGGAAACUGCUAUUUUGUGUGAAAGAAUCUUUGGAAUCGUUGAGCGGUCGAACAAACAUCCGAGAAUAACGUGUGUCGGAGGAACGAUGCAAAAUCGUUACGACGACGACGAUGAUAACGUCGUCUAUAAGGAUGUGGUCAUUAUAGGGAACGGACCUAGUGGAAUAUGCCUUUCGUAUAUGCUGGCUGGAAACUGGCCCUAUUACACGGGCGAGCCGCAUCCUGGGGACGAGAUGCUGACCGCGAGGUUGCACUUCAGCACGCGACCCGGGAACGGAGAAUGUUACGAGGAAGAGGAGGAGCAGGCGGAUGAAGAAGAGAAGGACGUAGGAAAGAAAGAAAAUAUCAAUGAUCGAUGGCGACAACGAAAUGGAAGAUCCGAUGGAUCUUUUUGCGCGGCAAAGAGUCAGGGAAGGGGUUUGGCGCGCAGCACUCGCUGCAAACUGGAAUGCCUGUCCUCUGGUCUCGAAGGGAGAGUCGGUGGUCGACCUUUGGCCCUUCUGAUGGACCAGUUGCAGCAUCCCUGCGUGGACGCAGGUCUCGACGUGCCUUCUCUCCUCACUUGGAAGUCGGUCGAGCAACAUCCUGAGCACAAAGUGAUAGACCACGUGGUUCUGGGCAAAGACGAGCCCGGUGGUUCAUGGCAGUCGAUGGAUCCAAACGUGUUGACCAUCAGCUUGAACCGAUGGAUGUCGUUGCCCGAUUUAGACAUAAGGCAAUGGGAGACGUUGAUCGAGUCUGAGCAGUUUCGGCAAACGACCUCGACCCUCGACGAACCGUGCCCGCAUGCGUUCCAAGAGAGAUCGAGCGCGUGUAAAACGGCUAGCAGAAUUUCCGUCGGCACAGUAGCUGCCUACUAUCGAGACUACGUGCGUAGGAAAGGAUUGGAACGAUACUUUCGGUGUGGGACCAUCGUCACUUCGGUGAGACCAGUUCGCGGGACGCACGCCAACGAAAAUUACGGAUGGAUAGUGGAAGGUUACGAAAAGAACACCGGAAAGUCGUUCCGGUAUCGGUGCAAAAGAGCGGUCCUCGCCACUGGCACAACCGACCUGUCGAAUCGACUGGGAAUACACGAUGAAGAUUUACAACCUGAUUGGAUAACGCACGAUCUGAACGACGUGGAGUCGAGGCUGGAUCGUUUGAUCGAGCAGCAUCAUGGUGACAAAUUGGAAGACCAAGUGGAUCCCGUGCUGGUAAUCGGUGGAGGAUUAACCGCAGCGGAUGCGAUAAUGGCCGCGCGGUUUCGCGGUAUUCCCGUAUUACACGCAUUCCGAGACUCGUCAAACGAAUGGAAUAAACCGGAUACCAAGAAGAUACACAAUGCGUAUGAAAAACUGCAGGGACUUCCCAGUUCCAUGUAUCCAGAGUAUCAUAAGGUUUACGAGAUGAUGGCUGACGGGGGUACCAAUUAUCCUCUGUACAAAGCGCUACCAGGAUACUCGCUAGUCAAAUUUACCUCGCGUGGAAGCGACGACGUCAUCGACGUAAUGGAAACCGAUGAUCGGACAGUCACCCUUUCGGCUCCCGAUGGACGAUUGUACGCGUUCCGCGUCUCUAUCGUGGCUAUACUCAUCGGAUACAAACCUGACCUGUCCUACUUCGAAAACUGCGCGAUCGGACUUGGAAAGUUUCCUGAUAGACCUAUAGACAGUAAAUCGAAUCCGAUCGAAGUCGACGACUUUACGUAUGAAGUGAUAAAGGCGCCGAGGAACGGUCUUUACGCUUUAGGGCCUCUGGUCGGUGACAACUUUGUACGUUACAUACUGGGUGGAGCGUUUGGAAUUUUAACUCACAUCUUAAGCACGUCUUAUUUGUGAGAUCAGUUUACGGACAAUGCCUUCUGACUCUCUUCUUUGUUAGUUUGUAUUAUUAUUAUACUUAAUAACGGUGUUGAUAGUCGAUCGUAUCCAGUCCUUAAUGGAAAUCGUGUGCACGUUAGUUCAAUUUACCGGAAAUAGUUUUGUAUACUUAUCGAUCGAUACAGUUGUUUCCUCGCACACGUGAGCCAGAUGUACUUUGCUCUUUUUAUAUCGAGAAACAACCGGUAACCAUUUCAAAAUCAAAUUUUUUUUCAAAUACUAUUUAUUUUUCUAAAGCCUAACGAAAUUUUAAUUGCACGAUUUCACCGGAUAUCGUGCGUGUGAUUUCUCGUUCGUAGAUCUAUGUAUACGAACACGUAUAAAUUUGUAUAAACAAUUUCGUAAUGUCGUAAGUAUGAUGUCUAAUACCGGUGUUAUUAAACGAAAAGGAUAAAUAUAAUGAUGAACGAACGGUACGGUACAAUAAAAUUCGUUGGGUUUUAAUAUCAGCAUUUAUCGCAUUCCAUUUAUUAGAAUAAACGUUGUUACGGUAUCCUGUUGCAUUUUAUACCUUACAGACAUCGAAUUGUUCUUUACGUAAAAGUUCUUUAUAAAUUCUAUAAACUCUUCAAUUUUCUUCUAUAGUCUUUUUAUUAACAAACAAUUUGUACAAUUUGUAACGUAGGAUUUUUAUGACGCUCGAUAGAUAUUUACAACGUACACAGAAUACCGCGUACACGCUUGUACGUAUAAUAUAUAUAUAUAUAUAUAUAUAUAUAUAUAUAUGUGUAACAUAUAUACAAGUAGGCAGACAGGGACGUUGUUUAAUUCUUUAGUUCCGAUACGCUUUCUUAAAGUCAAUCUAUAUACACACGUUAGGCGGUUGCGAUUAAAUUACAUAUACAUAGAAUUAGAUGUAUCGCUCAGUCUGUGAUAAAAGGUGCAAUGUUUGAGAAAGAGUUAUCUUGUACUUUUAAGCAUGGAACAUGAAAUUAAGACAUUGUAAAGUAAAAUAUUAUUUAUCUUGAUAUUUGUCAAGAAGUUUUUAAAAUGUUUGUCUAAAAUAUUUACAUUAAUGCUAUAUAAAAUUAUAACAUUUAUAACAUGCAUUUGAUAAAACAUUCUUCGUUUAUUAAAGAAAGAGUAUUGGAAAACCA